GCCGCCCGUGCGAAGAUGGCGGCUGAGCUGCAUCCGCGCAGCGGAAAACUGAUCGGUUUAUCAAACUCCAACCGCACCGCUCAACGAAAUCAGCCGGUACAGGAAUUCAAUCACGGCCUGGUCCUCAGUCGGGAGCCGCUGAGGGACCGCGAAGUCUUUACUGUCCGCAUCGACAAGAAGGUGAACUCGUGGAGUGGUUCUAUAGAGAUUGGUGUAACUGCGCUGGACCCAGCUGGUCUGGAAUUUCCCAGCAGUGCCACAGGUCUGAAGGGGGGCUCGUGGAUCGUGUCUGGCUGCUCUGUGUUGAAGGAUGGCCGUUCAGUCCUGGAGGAGUACGGUCGUGACCUGGACCAGUUGGGGGAAGGGGACCGUGUGGGCAUCCAGCGGAAUGGGAAAGGGGAGCUGCAUCUGUGGGUAAACGGGCAGGACUGCGGCACGGCGGCCAGUGGACUUCCAUCCCGUUUGUGGGCCGUGGUUGACCUCUAUGGGAAGUGUACCCAAGUGACUGUGGUGAGCUGUGAACCUCCACCUGAAAUGGAAGGGGAUGAAGAAGAGGAGGUGGAGGAUGAGAUAGUGUCUACGCCAGCAGUGUCCAUAAUGGCAGAUCGUAACCACGAUGAUAGGGCUGGAGAUUUAGUGUUGUCUGUAGCUGGUGCUACAACAGCUCUGAUGAAUGGGUCUGUGGAAGUGUCUGAGGUGUCAAGGACGCACAAUCGGACAGACAAAUUUCCAAACAACUUUGAGCCUGAUAGUGUUUUGACUGAGCAUCAGUUAUUUGAUGUGUUCAACAAUGCCAUUGUCUCUCUUUAUCGGUCCGAGGAUGAAGGUGGAGAGGACUUGGGGGUGGGAGGUGGGAGCUUGGACUCCUCGAGGGGCGGUACAGGAAGUAGUGGUGGAGGAAGAGGAACAGGAAGUGACAGUGGAAUUGGAGCUGCAGGUGGAGGCAGUAGCAGCAAUACCAGCCCAGCCGGGAACUCUGGUGGGGCGACGGGACUUGGGGUGACCCCAGGUGGCAUGACGACCAAUGACGCACUGCUGUUCCACGAGAAGUGUGGCACGCUGAUCAAACUAAGCAACAACAAUAAGACAGCAGAGAGGAGAAGACCGCUGGAUGAGUUUAAUAACGGAGUUGUCAUGACCAAUCGCCCACUCAGGCAUAACGAAAUGUUUGAGAUUCGCAUUGACAAACUGGUUGAUAAAUGGUCUGGUUCCAUUGAAAUUGGAGUGACAACCCACAACCCAAAUAAUCUUGACUACCCUGCAACAAUGACCAAUUUACGCUCAGGCACAAUCAUGAUGAGCGGCUGUGGGAUUUUAACCAAUGGGAAGGGGACCCGUCGAGAAUACUGUGAAUUCAGCCUUGAUGAACUCCAGGAAGGAGAUCAUAUAGGGCUGAUGAGGAAAGCCAGUGGAGCUCUACACUUCUAUAUUAAUGGCAUCGAUCAAGGUGUUGCAGCCAACCAGACCCCUGGUGUAGUGUAUGGAGUGGUGGAUCUCUAUGGCAUGGCAGUGAAGGUCACCAUCGUCCACAACCAUAACCACAGUGACCGUUUACGGCGCAAUAAUGCCAUCAUGAGGGCACUUUCGCCUGAUGUGGGCCGCCCACGGCCUGCUCUCUCAAUGACUCCCGAGCCAGAUAUCCUGGACCGUUUGCUCUUCCAUUCAAACUGUGGGCAGAAAGCUGCAAUCAUCAGUGAUGGCAGGACUGCUUUACGGCCUCAUGCAACGGAUGACUUUAACCAUGGCGUUGUGCUUAGCAACCGUCCGUUGCACUCCAAUGAGGUUUUCCAGGUACGCAUUGACAAGAUGGUGGACAAAUGGGCGGGCUCUAUAGAAAUUGGUGUGACAACUCACAACCCUGCCUACCUUCAGCUACCUUCAACCAUGACCAACCUUCGCUCGGGAACCUGGAUGAUGACAGGAAAUGGCGUUAUGCACAAUGGAACUACGAUUCUUGAUGAAUAUGGGCACAACUUGGACCGCCUCAAAGCUGGAGAUACAGUGGGAGUUGUCCGAAAGGAGGAUGGGAGUUUGCACUUCUUUGUGAACGGAGUGGCUCAGGGCCCCGCAGCCUGGAAUGUUCCGACCAGCGUGUAUGCAGUGGUGGAUCUGUAUGGACAGGCUGCCCAGGCCACCAUCAUGGAUGACAUGGCUGAUCUCCCCCCCUUACCUGAUGACAGUUCUGAGGGUCCUACUGCCAUGUCUCCUGGCAGCCCAUGUUCAGUCUCAGGGGGUACAGCUGCCAACGACCUGCGCUUUCAUCAUCUGAACGGCACAAAUGCAGUUAUUACGAAUGGCGGCCGAACAGCCUUUAGACAAAACUGCCGCAGCGAGUUUAACGAUGCCAUCGUUAUUUCAAACAGGUGCCUUCGAGAAGGAGAGCUCUUUGAAAUUGUGAUUCAGAAAAUGGUUGAUCGCUGGUCAGGCUCAAUAGAAGCAGGAGUGACAGCCAUCAGACCAGAAGAACUGGAGUUCCCCAAUACGAUGACUGACAUUGACUAUGACACAUGGAUGCUGAGUGGCACAGCGAUCAUGCAGGAUGGAAAUACCAUGAGGAAUAACUACGGCUGUGACCUUGACUCUCUGACUACGGGCUCCAGGAUCGGGAUGAUGCGUACAGCAUCUGGAGAUCUUCAUUACUUCAUAAAUGGGGUUGACCAGGGUGUAGCAUGUUCUGGGCUGCCAUCAGAAGUGUAUGCUGUGGUUGAUCUUUAUGGUCAGUGUGUGCAAGUGUCAAUUACAAGUACUUCUGGCCCACUGGAUAACAGUUUCUGUACCAGUAACAUCACAGAGAAGAGCUUCCCCAUACACUCUCCAGUGGCAGGAGUUGCUCAUCGCCUGCACAGCAAACAUGGUAAAAACGUGGUGUUAUUAGGAGAUGGUUGCCAAGCAUUAAGGGUUGGAGGAUAUGCCCAUGGAAUUGUCUUUAGUGCAAAGGAGCUCAAGACGGACGAGGUGUUUGAGGUGAAGAUUAACAAGGUGGAUGAGAGAUGGUCUGGAUCGCUCCAUGUGGGUUUGACCACCCUGCAGCCCUCUGACCUUCCAUCCUGCCCUCUCAGCGGCCUCUCGCCUUCCCUUACCCAGCUGAGGUCAAAGGUCACCUGGGUCCUUGCAGGCUCUGAGGUCAGACGCAACGGAGUGUUGCAGAGACAGAACUAUGGCUGCUCUCUGGACCGCCUCACGGUGGGAAACCGUAUCGGUGUGAAGAGAUGCAGUGACGAUACCAUGCACAUCCUCAUUGAUGGAGAAGACAUGGGACCUGCAGCCACUGCCGUGGCAAAGAAUGUGUAUGCAGUUUUGGACCUGUAUGGAAAAGUGACGACCGUGUCCAUUGUCAGCUCAGCACUAGUGGAGGAUGCGGAGAGUGUGAAAGCUCCCUCGCUCUCCUCCGACAGCUGCAGUGAGGGAGAGGAAGACAGCACUCCUGUCAGAGAGUGUGAGAACGAGCCUCCUCUGGUCCCCACGGUCAUGACAUUUUUGGAAAAUCAUGGGAAAAAUAUACAACUGUCUAAUCAGAACCUUACUGCCGCCCGAGUGUCCAGCUACAACCAGGGAUUAUUGGUCACAGCGCAAGCUUUGCCCCGCCAACAACUUUUCCAGUUUCAGAUAGACCGUUUGAAUCCAUUGUGGACAUCCUCUCUGUCACUGGGUGUGAUUGGUCAUUCACCAGACCGCCUCAACUUCCCUUCUACAGCUUGCUGCCUUAAACGCUCAGUCUGGCUACUGCAACGAGACUCUGUUUUCCACAACUCACUGAAGAUUUGUGAGAAUUAUGGUCCUAACCUGGACACCUGUCCUGAAGGGACAAUUUUGGGGCUGUUGGUAGACAGCAGUGGCUGUCUUCACCUCUAUGUUAACGGCAUGGAUCAGGGCGUGGCAGCCCAGGACAUCCCCAGUCCCUGUUACGCACUUAUCGACCUCUACGGCCAGUGUGAACAAGUGACUAUAGUGGCGAACCAUGUGCCAGUGGUUGGCGGGGAGAGAGAAGACAUGCGUUGUCAAGGAGACAUGGAGAAGGCUGAUAUGGUGGAUGGUAUUAAGGAGAGUGUGUGCUGGACUCCUCCUCCCGAGGUUAAUCCCAAUAAGACGUGCGAGUAUCAGGCGUUAUGCUCCAGAUUUAAAGACCUGCUCACACUGCCUGAUGGUUACUUCAACGAGGAUGCAAAGUAUAAUCUGUGUUUCUGUGAGUCCUGUCACAAAUUACGGGGUGAUGAGGCCUAUUACAAGCGAGGAGAGCCCCCAAGAGACUACGCCCUGCCCUUCGGCUGGUGCCGGUUUGCACUGCAGAUCAAGACCCACUGCGAAGUCUCCAAUGCCUUCAAGAAGUGGCAUAUUGCGUACCAUGGCACUAGCGUCGGCUCCCUUAGACGCAUCCUGGACCACAACCAACUCUUGUCAGCGGAUUCGUCAUCCAUUUUCUCUUCGUCCCCGCUAAAGACAGAGGGUCACUGUAGCUACGGGGAGCCAGAGGAGAACAGCGCCCCAGAGCGUGAGAUCCCCUGUGUGCAGCUUUCUCCAACCAUGCGCUACUCUGGUCUGGAGGUCUUUGCCCCCAAAGUGCAAUUCCGAGACCCACGUUCCCUUCGAUGUCACCAGGCCCAAGUGGGCUUCCAGGUGUGCGUGCGGCCGGGCUCAUACAAAGUGGGGCCGACAUCACUGGGAAUCAGCGAGCCCCUGGACCCUCGAUUCAGCAAUGCAGAGAUUGAAUGGAUCACUAAGGAGAAAGGAGGCACACUUCUCUAUGGCCUGCUCAUACGGGUGGAGUAAAAUAGACACUCAAACGAGGAUAUCGGCAUCAUCUUCCUCACUUCUCCAGUAUCAACCAAAUUUCUGCGCAGCCCCUCUCAGACUCUCAGGAUGACUGAGACGUUGAGGAUUUAGCAAUGUUUUACUUCCCAGGCUCAGUCAUCUCUGCAUGUUGUUUCAGACAAACUUUUGUUUUGCUUUUCUUUUUGAAGAAGGGUGAGACAAAGACACUGCCUGCACUUUAUGUUUCGGACACUGGUGGGUGAUUUUUAGUCUUUCUCAUUAAAACCACUCAGCAGGCUCUCAAUUCACUUUUACCCUGUCUGCGCUGUCUCUCUCUCUCUACAUCUUUAAAUAUGUGUAUCACCCCCUGUGUUUUUGCUUGGAGAGCCCUCGCUUCUGACAGAAAUAAAACUGGACUGAAGGAACACAAGACCACCUAUUUAUAGCACUGCCCUGGAAUUUAUAUUUGUUUGUUUUCUUAAGACUUGCAAUGGGCAAAUCAACCACGAAAAAAAGAGAGACCCAUUUCAAAGAUAACACGAAAUGACAGUGUCAAGAAACCUGAAAACAUGGAAAAAUAUCUCUUAUCAGGAAGACACUACAGCGUCUUUGUUGUUUAUUUCAUCGCUGUAUUUUACUCGCAUUUAAUUCUCAUAAUAGCUGUGUAUUUAUUCCAAAAAUGAAAGGAAUUUUAGGCAAUAUGCAAAAUGUUGAUUAAAAAUGGCCACAAAGGCAAGAAGUUAUCGUAUUGCAAGAAAACUAAAAGGAUUUCUAAUGUUUUUGUGAAUACACAGAAAUGAGUACUGUUUGUUUGAGCCUUUGUUAAGGUAGACACCAUUCGAGAAUGAAAGUGAGGCUGUGAGAGAAAAGAUAAACUGUCUGUUCAAUGGGUUGUAACGUUGCGUACCUUUACAUCGAACAUUCAGCUGAGAAAACACUGAAAAUAUAACAGAUUUUUUUUACGUCAUUUGUUGUUAAAGUUAAUCUUAAAGGGAUAGUUAAUCCAAAAAUGAAAAUUCUCUCAUGCAAUCCCAGAUGUGUAUGACUUUCUUCUGCUGAACACAAACAAAGAUUUAUAGAAGAAUAUUUCAGCUCUGUAGGUCCAUACAAUGCAAGUGAAUGGUGGUCAGAACUUUUAAGCUCCAAAAAUCACAAAGGCAGCAUAAAAAUUAUCCAUACAACUUAAGUGGUUAAAUAUAUUUCUUCAGAAGAGAAUCAGUAUUUACGUCCUUUUUUACUAUAAAUUCUCCUCCCUGCCCAUUAGGUGGCGAUAUGCAUUAAGAUUGCAAAUUGGCAAAAACAAAAGAAGUGUAGAUUUAUAGUAAAAAACGACUUAAAUAUUUAUCCGUUUCUCACCCACACUUAUCAUAUCACUUCAUAAGACAUGGAUUUAAUCACUGGAGUCAUAUGGAUGCCUUUAUGUGCUUUUUGGAUCUUCAAAGUUUUAGUGACCAUUCACUUGCAUUGUGAGGACCAACAGAGCUGAAAUAUUCUUCUAAAAAUCUUCAUUUUGAUUCUCCAGAAACACAUCUGGGAUGGCAUGAGGAUGAGUAAAUGAUGAGAGUAUUUUCAUUUUUAGGUGAACCAUCCAUUUUAUUGAACAAACUGUUUUCGUUUCCCUCUUAACCUUGAUUUCAUUCGAGUCAAAUUAAAUAUGUAAUCUACGCUGACUAAGGUCUAUGUUGUGGGACUUUUAGGACAUUUUUACCUCAUCUGACCCAUUAUACCCCUGAGGACCAUUACAUGUGUAUAUAACUGCAACAUUAGCACAUUCUGUUUAAGUGGACGUCUACGCACAAACACGUGAUGAUUUAGCCCCUCACCCAAAAGCACUCAGUAACGAGAGUUUAUUAAGCUAUAUGUAUGUUUGAUCUGUGUCCACGUUUGGCCAAAGGCGAGUCCUAGUAGUCUGCAUCAGUCACGCACUUUCGCCCAUUAUUUUAGAUGUGCCAUCUGUGGAACUUUCGUCUUACGUUUGAAUUGGUUCACUGCUUUAGACUUGGUUUACACAUGGUUUAUGUUCAGGCCUGUCUCUGUUCUGAAAUAAUGUGUGCUGUUAACUUAAACCAAACCUAUUCGUUUACUUACAAACGUUAAUGUAAGAACCAGGAUGUUAGUGUUGCUAAAAUUAGUGGUGGCAGGUUAAGAAAAAAUUGAAUUGAAAGGUCUGUUUAUGUUCUACAUUCAACAUCCUUUUUAAAAGGAAGUACUGUUUAUUCAACUAUUUUGUUGAUGUGCCUCUGGUCUCAUGAAGAAUCGUAGGAAUUGAAGUUGUCUGAUUUAAUACCUGGCUUCGAGAUUGGUGUUCAAACUGGGAAUGUGAUUUUGUUCUUUUAUUAGAUUGUUUACUCCAUGCUAGACAUAUUGCCAUUUUUAUGUAUUCUCUCAUGACUAAGAUUGCACAAAUGUAAGCCCUCGCUGGAAAGAAAAAAAUCAACACUCUUCUGACUGUAUCUAGACUUUCAUUUCCCUUUCUCUCUCCGAAGGCAUAUUAUUACAUUUAUUAGGGAUUUCUCUUUUUAUUUUGUUAGCAAGAUGACAUACUUGAGUGUACAUUUUACAUUAGCAAUCCCACUUUAUUGCCAAGGGUGAUGUGGUAUGCAAAUCAAAAAAUGUGAAAACACAGGGUUCAUGUUGGCCCAUUGCUGCUUUUUCAGUCAUUUGUAUUAUUUGUUCAUCUUUGUGUUAUUUUUAUGUCUGUGUGUUGUUGUACAGCCUGUUACAUAACACUAACAUUACCUUCCUUGUUUCUAAGAAAAUAAAAAUCCAAAAAAAGAGACAGUUAUGCACAACUUGUGGAAUCUGUUUCUGUGUCAUUUAUUAAUACAUGUCUGGGUGAAUACAUAACAUGUCCAGGUCACAUUUCACCCCAAAAUCAAGAGAGAAAUGAAGCCUUUUUUUUUUUUUUUUUAAGAGCAUUAAAAAAAAUUUUUAUUGCAGUGUUGCAUCUUCAGAAUCA
Molecule: messenger RNA, 7708 nt
Organism: Myxocyprinus asiaticus (Chinese sucker)
Lineage: Eukaryota; Metazoa; Chordata; Actinopteri; Cypriniformes; Catostomidae
Product: neuralized-like protein 4
Exons: 29
Coding region: 16-4767 (1583 amino acids)
Molecular function (GO): ubiquitin protein ligase activity
Source: RefSeq, a predicted model, not a curated record